CAUUAGUAGUCAUUAUUAGUCAUUACUAGUCAUUAUUAAUCUCUGCCAAUCUCUAUUAUAAGGUUAUCAUUCACUAACUAUCACUAUCAAUCCUUUUUCAUUCUUUAAUCUGUCUUUUAUAUGUCCUCAUAUGGCGUGAUGACGCUUCGGCGGACACUCCGGCGGUCAGCUCUGCUGACACAAACUUCAUCAUGAGCCUAGAAACCCUUUCGCCUUAAUAAAUCCCGACAGAAAGCAUGUACACGUAUACGUGUACAAUGCCAGCUAUAUGUAGCUCUAACGCCCACAGACUUCUUUGUGAAACCACGCAUGCUAUUGAAUUGCUCCUCUUUAUUUUAUUUUUAUAUUUAGGCUACCCGUAUUCUGGUCAGUUGGGUAUGUGCCACCGGAUGCGCUCGCUUAUAUAGCGCGAAAUUUUCGCCCAUAAACUAGUGACAAUGAGCGCACUUCUGUUAUACGUAAUCAGAGAAUAAAUUCAAGGCAGAGGGUUGGCCAAUGUUCUACCUUUUAUGUCGUCCUUUUGUCUCUGCACCUCUUUUCAUUUUUCUUACGCGCUGCAACAUAUCUUUGCCAGAAAAUACAUAACGACAUAAAACCUGCACGUAUAAUAUCGGCUAAUGGGUAUCGCACGCGCCGCUCAAUGGAACAGUACAUGAUAUUCAACGGCUUCUUUGAUUUUCUCACAUUUGAUAUCCCAGAAUCAUAGCCCACUGGGUAUGUGCUCAUUCUUGGGCAAUCUCGCAGAAUGGGUUUGUACCACUACCUCCCAAUGGGCACGGAAGCCUUACAUAUAUUUAGAUGUGUGUCGUACUUCUCUACGCACGCACCUUUCAUCAACAUCCUUCUGCCGACAAGUAUCAUACGUCGCCUUCGCGGCACAGAGCUAAGAGCUACAGGUGACGAGUCAUUCGCUACUGGCACGAAGCUAACAAGCUUCACGUCAGUGGGGUUUUAACAUUGCGUUGGGUCCGCAUGGUUUCUUCAACUUGCUUUUUCAACUGUUCUUCAACUGCGUAGCGUUGCAAGUUGCAACACUACGACAUUAGGAAAUAUGAAAGCUUAUUAAUCCCUUUAUGUAGCGAGCUUCGUAAUUUUUGAACAAAAGAAGCACGCGCAGCUGAAACUUCAUUUUGUGUCUCAGGCAGUUCUAUUACAGCACAUUUUAUUGCAGCGCACGCUCAGAUACUGUCACAAGCAACCAACACAGGGACAUGGUUAGGGUGCUCGCGUGGAGUCGCGUCUGGUGCUUUUUUUUUUUUUUUUCUGGAUGCAGUUUGUCGCGCGACAAACGUCUUCGCCGUCGUCAUAGUCAAUCGCGGCAGCAGCAUUAGCAUCGAUGCCGGUGGCACAGCAGGAGCUGGCUCGAGCUGCGUGCUGGGCGUUCGAUCAGAUCCCUCAGAUUUUUAGCAGCGAGCAGGUCGUCAGCAGUCACCAUGGCGGAUGUCCUGGCCAAGGGAGGUUGCGGAGAUACCCUGGAGCCGAUCGAGACCUCGAAGACGGAGGGCAGUGAUAUCUCCGUCGACUCUCAGCAGCAGCUGAGCCCAUCGUCUUUGAAGCGGCACCUGCGGAAGGCCUACGGCCGCCGGCCCAUGGAGCUCGUGAGCCGAUACUUCCGAGCCAUCUUCGACCUGGCGGCCUACGCCAACAAGGCGGCGUUCCUGGCACGCUGCCGCGCCACGCGGGUCGUACCGCCAGACUACCGCGUCGAGUGCCGCGAUAUCAAAAACACUCGCCACAUCGUCCGCAUCCUGGACAAGUGCAGUUACAAGCUCAUGCUGGCCGACCUGGACUACAACCGUAUGCGCAAGGUGCAGGUGUCGCGCCUUCUGGAGCUACUCCACGAGAAACUCGAGAAGGCCCUGUCUCCCGAAGAUCUCCAUAACGUGUUGGCCCUGUCCAAGGCCAAGUACGAGAAAAUCUUCGAGGCCACCCGAGAGCAGCAGCGCAGCUUGUUCACCGAGCUACUCAAGGAGUACGAGAUCAACGCGAAGGAAGAAGGAGAGAACGAGGAGUGACGCCGAAGCGGAAGUGGCUUCACCCAAGCACCCGAGGCUGUCCAGACUUCAGUCACCACCUUUUUUUUUUCUUUUUUAUGUUUGGUCGCCAUGAAGAGAUGUCCAUUCCGUUAACCAGAGUGCACAAGCCCAAGUAUGUAAGUGCUUCUGACGUGCAGAGCUCGGCAACCGCAACGGUUAGGUUAAUGAGGGCAACUUCAAUGACAUUUGUUAGUGUGGACUCCAUGUAGCCAAGAAGCUUUGUUUUUACCAUGUAUUUGUUAGUUUGUGACCAAGAAGCUCUGUUAUGUUUUUACCGUGUAUUUCUUACAGUUUGUGCCCAUUAAAGUUCAUUCUUACAAUACAAGGCUUGCUUAAAUGCACUAAAUGAUUGUCCACGAGCAGUCAGACAAUCAGAGCUCAUGAGUGACUUCUUCCUUUACCGCCUAUUCAGCAGAUGCCAUGAGUUGUUCCUGCGGUCUUUGACUUAGGU
Molecule: messenger RNA, 2487 nt
Organism: Dermacentor andersoni
Lineage: Eukaryota; Metazoa; Arthropoda; Arachnida; Ixodida; Ixodidae
Source: RefSeq, a predicted model, not a curated record